Molecule: messenger RNA, 3376 nt
Organism: Cydia fagiglandana
Lineage: Eukaryota; Metazoa; Arthropoda; Insecta; Lepidoptera; Tortricidae
Exons: 2
Coding region: 1414-2718 (434 amino acids)
Molecular function (GO): nucleic acid binding
Source: RefSeq, a predicted model, not a curated record
UGUAGUAUCCUGAUUCCAGCGUCUAAGGUCGCAAUUUCAGAGCCUAAAAAAAAAAAUAACCCUACCUGGCAACACUAUGGUCACCACGCUUCAUUCCUGUUUUAGCGCGAAAACUAAUGGUUCGCGUCCCGUGAAAACAAAUAGUUUUAUGCAUUGUUUUAUGCGAAAAAUUACGUACUUUGUGAGAAAAAAGAUGCUUAAAAGAUCGAGUGAAGGUGAGGAUGAUGAUACGCGAAAGUUACGGAAGAUACGUAAGAUGGAAAAGAAAAUACAAAAAUACAAAGCAGCCAUGACAGCUGCGGAUCCAGAAACAUUGUCAAUUUUGGAGCAAAAUAGUGUGGAUGAAAAUUGUGAUAAGUUGGAAGAAGAAAAUAAUGCUCAUAGUGACAAACCAGAAGAAACCCAAGAACACCAUCAAGAACAUGAAGAAGAGGAAGGUGAUGUUGAGAUAGAGGAAGACCUGCCCCAAGACAUCCUGGCUGCCCUCGGAGAAGGGGGACAGGACGAUGAUGCUAACUAUGGAGCUGAAAUAAAAUCAGAGAUUGUUAAGAUAAUCGACACUAUACUAACAGAUGGAAUGAAUAAAGAGAUGCAUGAAUCCUUAUCAAAAACUAAGAUCCCGAGAAACGUCAAACUGUUAGAUGCUCCAAAACUAAAUACAGAAUUUGCAGGUUUUCUCAACAACUCCAUGACUAAUAGAGACAACUUACUGAAAGAUAGACAGCAAGACCUGGGCAGAGCAAUUGCUUUAGUUACUCAGACAAUUAAUGAUCUAACUAAAAAAGAUUUUGACAAAUUACAGGCAAUAAAGUCCCUGAGUGACAGCAUAAGACUACUCAGUAACCUGCAUUUCAAUUACACUCAAAUUCGAAGAAAGUUGAUUGCACCAUUUAUGGAUAAGUCGUUGACACAAAACCUAAAUGAAAACAAGAGAUCCGAGUUUUUAUACUCUAAACUAGAGGAAUCAGUAAAAACAUCCUCUGCAAUGAAACGCACAAUCAACAUUCUAAAACCCAAAAAUACACCAAAAAACUAUCAGAAUCCCAGGCGACAACCCGCCCCAAAUCAGUACACGCCCAGAACAAACAACAUGAAUUACAAACCAAGACCAUACCAGAGCAAUCAGGCUUCAACCUACAAGCCACAGCGCAGCCAUCAACGUCCACCACAACACGCGAGGUCUACCCGCCGACCAACAACAUCCCAUCAUCGAGGAGGUCGUGCGAAGUACCCAUAAAGGUAAAUUUUGCUGGCCGCCUUAAACAUUUUUAUAAUUGUUGGGCAUUUUUGACAGAUGAUGAAACAAUCCUAAAAUGGAUAAAUGGAUAUUCCAUACCUUUUGAUAGUGAACCAAAUCAACAUAAUGUUCCUCUUAAUAACACAUUUAAUACCUCUGAGAGAAAGAUUAUUACAAUGGAAAUACAUAAACUUAUUGUAAUGGGGGCUAUUACCCAAUGUCAACCAAGUAAAGGGCAAUUUCUAUCUAAUAUUUUUACUAUCCCUAAAAAAGAUGGAUCUCACAGAUUUAUUCUCAAUUUAAAGUGUUUAAACAAAUUUAUUAUAACAAAACAUUUCAAGCUGGAAGACAUUAGGACAUUAUGUAAACUAGUUACAACAGAUGAUUACAUGUGUACUGUUGACUUGAAACAUGCAUAUUAUUUGGUGCCUAUAAAUGAAUCACAUAAGAAAUAUUUAAGAUUUACAUUCAAUAAGAAAUUAUAUGAAUUUAACUGUUUGCCAUUUGGCUUAUCUACGGCACCUCUAGUCUUUACUAAACUUUUAAAACCGGCUAUUGAAACUCUGAGAGAACAGGGUAUUAGGCUUAUUAUCUACCUUGAUGACAUAAUUUGUCUUGGAAGUACUUACACGGAAUGUCUAAAUAACACCCAAAAAACAUGUAAUUUAUUACAAUGUUUAGGCUUCAUAAUUAAUGAUGAAAAGAGCUCUGUAACUCCAUCCCAUGUGAAGGAGUAUUUAGGCUUUACUAUUAAUUCAAGAAACAUGACUUUAAGCCCUACACUAAAGAAACGCAAUAGUUUAUACUCCUUAAUUAAAGACUUCCUUAAAAUUAAAUCAUGCAGUAUUAGAGAAUUUGCAAAAUUACUAGGAAAUUUAGUGUCAGUCUGCAUAGCAAUUCCUUAUGGUUUUGUAUACACAAAAAAUUUAGAAAGAGAAAAGUUUUUAGCUCUAGAAUACCAUAAUGAUAAUUUUGAAGGAAUGAUGAACAUUAAUAAACCAAUCAAAAAAGAUUUAAUGUGGUGGAAAGAGAACAUUUUAGUAAAGAGUAAUCACAUUAAACAAUAUAACUUCUCCUUUGAAAUAUACUCAGAUGCUUCACUUAUGGGAUGGGGUGCAUUUUGUAAUGGCCAAAGUACACAGGGCAAUUGGUCUGAGUGGGAGCGCAAUCAACACAUUAACUAUUUAGAACUUUUAGCAGCUUUCUUUGCUCUAAGAUGCUUCGCAGAUAAAUAUAAUAACUGUGAAGUACUUCUCAGGAUAGACAACACAACUGCUAUAGCAUAUAUUAACCGUAUGGGUGGAGUGCAAUACCCGUUACUAAAUGAUAUUACUAGACAGAUAUGGAGGUGGUGUGAAGCGAGAAAUCUGUGGAUUUUCGCAUCUUACAUCAAAUCAAAAGAAAAUGUUGAGGCGGACUUUCAGUCUCGCAACUUUAAUGUAGAUACUGAGUGGGAACUUGCACAGAUAUUUUUAAUAUGAUUGUUGAUAAAUUUGGCGUCCCCGAAUUAGACUUAUUUGCGUCACGAAUUAAUCAUAAAUGUGACAAAUAUAUAUCAUGGCACAGGGAUCCUUUCGCCUGGAACAUUGACGCUUUCACAGUCAAAUGGAAUUCUACCUUUUUCUACGCUUUCCCACCUUUUGGUAUUCUACUAAAAGUUCUUCAUAAGAUUAAAUCAGAAAAGGCCACAGGCAUUUUAGUUUUUCCUCUAUGGCCAUCUCAAGUUUGGUAUCCACUCUUAAAAUCUAUGGUAAUAUCAGAUAUACUAACAUUCGGACCAUCUGAAGACCUCCUCAUGUCUCCUUUCAGAACUCCACACCCUCUUCAGACGCAACUUAUCCUGGCGGCGUGCAAAUUAUCAGGGAAGCGUUUAAAAGAAGAUUAAUUGCAGAACGUUCAAUUGACAUUAUGAUUGCUUCAUUAUCUGAGAACUCCAUUAAACAAUAUAAUAGUUGUUUACGCCAGUGGUGGCUUUAUAGUAAACGUAAUAGUAUAGAUACAUUCAGUGCAUCAGUCCCUAUCAUAAUAUCAUACUUAACAAACUGCUUUGAGAAUGGCCUGUCUUAUCAAUCACUCAAUUGCUAUCGCUCAGCGUUAUCCCUUAUAAUUGGCAGCCACAUAGGCACGGAUGAAAGAAUU